This is a messenger RNA of Porites evermanni, 4188 nucleotides long. The record is from the annotation of a GenBank genome assembly. NCBI's taxonomy places the organism in Eukaryota, Metazoa, Cnidaria, Anthozoa, Scleractinia, Poritidae.
AUGGCAGCUGCAGCACCAUCACCCCUGGCCAGCUCUGAAGAAAAGACAAAUGGGUCCAAGCUGAGCAGGCUUCUUAUAGAUGGUGGAACAACAGUUCUAAGAAAUGUUUUCAAUUAUCAUCAUCCUCCAGCUAAUUUAGCUGCUGAUCUCAACGCCAGUUAUUCCACUCUCAACAACCUCAAGCGGCGAAGAGUUCUAAAUGGUCAUCAGUGGGACAAACUCUUCCCGCCUGGAGGAGCCAUGCCAGACUCCAACACGUUUGACAUCACUCUUUUAUUUCUUCUUCUGACCAACAUUUGUGGACUGGCUCCUCCCCCCACAGGAUGGCACACUAAACCACCCGCUAGUGACAACUCUCACGAGGCGAAUCUUGCUCGUGUCAAGUAUUUCCGUAACGUGUUGUAUGGUCAUGUGGCCAGUACUGGAGUUGACACUCAUUCCCUCUCUGUUCUGUGGCGGGAAAUCAGUGCUGUUCUUGUAGCUCUUGGGUUACAGCAAUCAGAAGUUGACCGACUGAAGGCAGAGCGAGGCGGAGAGGAAGAUUAUCUUGACGCGUUACGUGAGUGGGCUGACUGUGAAAUUGACAUCAAAACACAACUGAAGGAAAACACGUUAAAGUUGGAAGAAGUACACCAAGUCGUUACAGAAAUACGUCAAGCUCAAGUCAACACGGACCAGGAGGAAGAUAUCCUAAGGAAACUUGCAAAGGUUGACACGGAAAACAUUAUUAGAUACCAUUCAGAAAGAUAUUUAGAGGGAACCCGGAAGUCUGUCUUCACCAAAGUCAAUGAUUGGUUAGAAGACGGCAACUCUCCUCAUCGUGUGAUGGUUAUCGUUGGAAACGCAGGCAUGGGGAAAUCUGUUAUUGCAGCCGAGUUGAGCAAAAGGAUGCUCGAAGAGGGUAAAUUGUCUGGGAGCCAUUUUUGCCAACAUGACAGGGUGCGCCACAGGAACCCCAAGGUGAUGCUACAAUCUUUAGCCUAUCAGCUGUCACAUUCUCUGCCAGACUACAAGAAAGCUCUUGUAAAACAACUGUCUAGAAACUUGGGUGUGGAGAUCAAUGACAUGGAAGUGGGGGAUCUGUUUGAGUUGCUGUUCGAAGAACCACUGAGCAGACUAACCGUCCCCAAUUCCACCUGUCUUGUGAUAAUUGAUGCUUUGGAUGAAAGUGAAUACCAAGGACGCAAUGAGUUGCUUGAUGUGAUUGCCAAAUGCUUUAACAAACUCCCGCUUUGGAUUCGAUUUCUCGUGACAACAAGACCAGAGAUUAAUAUUUGCGACAGCUUAAAAGGUCUGCAACCCCUUCUGCUUGAACCCAGUGAUGAAGAAAACUUGAAAGACAUUCGCUUUUUGUUUGAAAAACAGUUGAGCUGUAAGUUGCAAAGUGAGAAUCAUGAGGUUAUUUUUCAGGAGCUUGCGCAGAAGUCAGAAGGAUUGAUUUUAUGGGCCCAGCUUCUAACAGAUUUCAUAACUGAGAAUGAUUUGUCAUUUCUUACCUUGGAGGAGCUUAACUGCACCGUACCCUCGGGUAUUUCGUCUAUUUUCCAGUCUUAUUUUACACGUCUGGAGAGCGAACUUUGUAAAGAACUGAAGAUUACUGAAGACCAGUUUCUGGAUUUCCUUAGUGCGAUUACGGCAGCGAGGGAACCGCUGCCAGUAGGGUUUGUUUCGAAACUGUUGUUCCCGGGCAAAAUUUCGUCAGCUUUUCAACGUAAAGUGAGCAAGGCCAUUACUUGUAUUUCGUCGCUUUUACCUGUUCAAGACGGCUGUGUACAUUUUUUUCACAAGUCACUCAAGGACUGGCUGUCUGACAAGAUUCGCUUUUCGCAACACAACCAUAGUGUAGAUGAAAACGAAGGUCACCGCAUUCUUUCCGAUCUUUGCAUCGGCGAAUUGGAUGAGGUAAAGAGAAAAGGUGUUGAUAGAUCAGAGCAGUUAAGCGACACUACAAAGUAUGCACUGCAACAUGGCGUUCAACAUAUUCUAGAGUUGGAUGAAGAUACAAGACCAUGCAGCUUUGAAGAUCUUGUAAAUUACUAUGUUCUCGACUUAGAAAUUGUGUAUGCAAAGCUGCUUGUUAAUAUCGCAGUUGCCUCAGAAGAUAUUGUAAGCAUCAUGAAGUUUUGUGUGGAAAAGAAGAGUGUAGCUGAGUCGUUGUUAUUUCUUUUAAAGAUGCACAGUAGAGAACUGAACGAACUUCCUCAUGUGAUCUUUCAAACUGUAUUGAAUGAAGGAGGACCAGAUCUGUUCUCUAAGGCAUCCAGCCUUUUAAAGGCAAAGUAUUCUAACAUAUCAUACAUUGAAUACUUGAACAAGAACGAUCUUCAGGGACCCGUACAAACUACAUUUUACUGUUCAUCAGAAGUAGCUUGUUUUGAUGUGUCACCACAGUCAGACUACAUGGUUUGCGAGUGUCGUGACGCAACACUUCAGUUGUGGUCACUUCAUACUGGCAAUUUGUUGUGGAAACGUCCUGCAUUUAAUGAGAAACUUUACAGAGAUUGGCAUUAUGAAAGUGCUUUUAAGACGUCCCGGGUGCGUGGUGGCGCUUUAUUGUCUCGUUUCAACUCCGUAAUCUUUCACCCUUCUAAGGAUGUCAUCUUACCCGGUGUCUUAAGCCAUGCAUAUUCUUUUAACGGAGAACUGACUCAACUUUAUCGUGAAAGCCACUGUUGCUUUUCCAUUUGUGCACUUUCUGGUGACAAGAUUCUCACUGACUGUCCCAAUGAUGCAAAGUGUCUUAUUCUGUGGAGUCUGUUGAAUGGCAGAGAGAUAACCCGUACCGUCAGAGAUGAGGAUGUGUUGACUUUUGCCUUGUCUCAAGAUGGAGGGCUAUUAGCAGUCUCUCAUUCAACUGGAGCCAUUUGUUUGCUUGAUGUGAUAAAUGAUUUUAGAACUCUAACAAAAGUUGAAGGGUCAAAAGGAGGUGGAAUGAUGAAGUUCUCGCCAGAUCGCCGCCGCCUUUAUUGUUGGUACUUUUACACUAAGGGCUGCAAUUUUCGUGUAGGUGAAGAUCGUCUUUGUUACACAGUGAGUAACGAAGAUAAUGGUAAAGUUUCACUUGAAGUUACUCCUCACCGAUGUGUUUUUGAAGACCCAUACGCUUUUUUAUUAGGCGAUUCGGUGCUGGCUUCUUCAGCUGACGUCUUUUUCUCCUAUGAUUCACCGUCGUUUUUGUUUGUACUAAACAAACAAUCUGUCUUACAGAGUUAUCCUGGUAGCGAUAUUAUCAAGGUGCUAUCCCUGAAAAAAAUCGAUCUAAAGAAAGAUUCUUUCAGAAAGCCUUUUGUGCGCAAUAUUGUAUUUUCGAUUAAUGGUGAGACUUUAUAUCUUGUCACAAGUGAGAACGGAUAUGCACAAAUAACAGCUUGGGAUUCCUCUAGUGGAGAACUCAAGGCAGAGAAAAAAGGUGUCAGUGCUAGUGAUAUGUUUGGUCAAAUUGACUGUCAUCUUGUAGCCGUGAGAGAAGGAGUUCUUUUCACAACGAGCAAAGACACUGCUGAACUGUGGAAUUCGGAUUUGACUGAGCGCAUCAGAAGUUGGCGGUACGAUCGAAAUGUCACAGGAAUGUUUCCUAUUUCAGACGAACGCGUUGUUUUUAAUUUUGGAAGGAAAGCGAUCAUUUUGGACACACAAAACAACAAAAAAUUGAUACCCUUUUCGGGUUUGGGACUUCUGGCGUCUAACAGUAAAUGUAAGGUGGUCACCAUUUCAGAAGAUUACCCUCGUUAUAAAAUUAUUCAUAUGAGGAAUGGUGACACCUUACUUUGGAAAUUUGAGUUACCAAAUACUAUUAGUGGAUCAGCUCGACUGCGGUUUUCGCCCAAUGAAGAGUUUCUUGUAAUUUGGGGUAGAAGUCGUGCCGUCUACGUUCUUGAUCCAUCCUCAGGGAAAUUGUGGGGCAUCUUACAAACGGACAGUGGCACUAUGGACUUAAAAUUUGUCAGUGACGAGAACUGUGUCGUUCUUUCUCCUCUUCCCUAUGGUCAUGCUUGUUGCCUUCAACUGUUCAACAUCCGAUCUGGGGAUCUCCUUUCUUUAAUUGACGUAGAGACUUAUCCAUAUUUAAUAGCAAGUUGUCCUGCGAAAGGAUUAAUCGCUUGUGCCCUAACAAACUCCGAGGACCUGUUUAAAGUUAUCCAGAUUCGGUUUUCGGGAUGUAACAGAGACUCGCAGAGAAGCUUAAGG